Molecule: messenger RNA, 1993 nt
Organism: Hibiscus syriacus
Lineage: Eukaryota; Viridiplantae; Streptophyta; Magnoliopsida; Malvales; Malvaceae
Product: glycine-rich RNA-binding protein RZ1C-like
Exons: 3
Coding region: 981-1844 (287 amino acids)
Molecular function (GO): zinc ion binding; RNA binding
Source: RefSeq, a predicted model, not a curated record
GUUCCAAAUGAUGACAAAGUGCAGCUGUGUACUCAUGCAUGAUUAUGUAGUUUUCCUGAGGGCAGUGUUAAUCGCUUUUGGAUGGGAUUGAUAUCAUCAUAUCGGCUGAUGUGGUUAGCGUGACUUAAAAUCCCUAUUUAGCCUUAUAUCUCGAUUUCUUUGUUGAUUCCUUUGAAUUUCUCAAUUGGUUCAGAAUAGAAAUGUAGUCUGCCGGAUUAGUUGUGAACAUGUUUUCCAUAGGAGUUUUGAUGCAGUUUUGUUAAUAUUUCCUGUUUUCUAAUAAAGUAGAUCAAAACUGAAUGCUGGUUCCGUAUGAACACGUGAUCCAUGGAUAUUGGUAUAGCAAGUUCAAAUCUCUCUCUUUCAAGCUUGUAUCACCGUUCACCCAAUCAGUUUAGCAACCCCCAAUUUGUUUCUCUUGCCUCUGAUGAAAGCCUCAAGAACUAGAAAGUUUUAUGCCGAGAUCCAAAUCUGUUCUUUUUCCGGGACUGCAUCUGUAUGGCAGGUAAUAGAUCAAGCACUCUCUGUAGCAGUAAGUUUUGGGAGCUUGUAUUAUUUUAGCGACUCCUAUCUCCGUCAGAUUUUAUUGUGAGAGCCUUUUCAAAGUCUUCCAGUUGUGUUGACCAAGAAUGCUGAAACUGUAAGAUACGACUCAUUAUUUUUGGCAGUUUUCUGAACCCACUUUCAAAUUUCUCCUCCCUAACUGAUUGCACACGGACAUUAUAAGUACGCUUUGGCAUAUAGGGCCUGAUGAUGUAUCUGCUUCUCAUGUCAUUUAUACCUUGCAGACAAACCGACUGAUAUGGAAAAUGUUUUUGGCUUGGUAAGGAUCGAUUUUAGCCCAAUGUGGAAACCAUAGCGUCUAUUGUUUUUUAACACUGACCGGUGAGAAUGUAACUAUAAAGAGGAAGAGAAAUGGAAGAAAGAAAACCAUUUGUUUGACCAUAUGGAGGUUUUGAUAAGUUAUUGCAUAAGCAGCUAUGUUGGAUCCUGUGGGAAUGAGUCAAGGUCAGAGUAAUAUUUUAUCAGAUCAGAAAAGGAAAAAUUGCAGAAUCUUCUGUUAUGUUUUAAGAAUCUUUGCAAUAUCAUCAUAUCAAUUCAUAACCAACUAUAACGAGGAGAAAAUCAUGGUGGAGAGAGAUACAGGGCGAUCUCGUGGAUUUGGAUUUAUUACAUUUUCAGAACGCCGGUCCGUGGAUGAUGCUAUCAGGGAGAUGCAUGGACGUGACUUGGGAGAGCGCACCAUCUCGGUGAAUAAGGCACAGCCCAAGAUGAGUGAAGAUCUUGAUCGUGGCUAUAGAGGAGGUUACUCAUCAAGUGGCAGGGGUCGCUAUGCAGGUGGAGACAGAGACAGGCCCGUUGCACAAGAUGAAUGCUUCAAAUGUGGGCGCUUCGGGCACUGGGCCCGCGAUUGUCCUUCAGCUGGUGGUGGCCGAGGUGGGAGUGGUGUCUUGUUAUCUUCACGCUCAAGAUACGGUGGCGCUGAUGACUGUGGUGAUCGCUUCAGAGAUCGUGAUCGGUACAUAGAUGACCGUUAUGAUGGCGGGCGCUUUAGUGAUAGGGACCGUUUUGAAAGCAGAGACGACAGAUAUGGGAGCCGUGAUCGUUUCAUUGGCGACAGGUAUCCCCCUGCUGGAGAUCGAUAUGGUGUUCCAGAUCGUUUCCCUCAGAAUGGUUAUGGCAGAGAGAGAGGGUUUCGAGAUGUUGCUCCAAGAGGCAGUGAUAGGUAUGGAGGUGGAGGGCCAGCAGCGCGGAGUGAUGGAAGAAGCUACCGGAACAGGGCCGGCCCUUACGAUCGUUCGGGCAUGGGAGGAGGUCGCCUGUCUUCAUUUGAUCGCUAUUAAGCGAUGCCAUUAUGAUGUGUCAACUUUUAGGUGAAAACGGUAUAAGCAUAGGUACUUGGUUUUAUCAAAUCUAUCAAACAAUGAAGCAUGUAUGAUGCUGGAAUUUCCAUGAAUGGUAGGAUUUGGCGCAGUUUUAUUAAAUUAGAGAA